Messenger RNA from Naegleria lovaniensis, 2334 nucleotides. RefSeq lists its product as uncharacterized. The record is from RefSeq and is a predicted model, not a curated record. The coding region runs from base 1 to 2334 and encodes 777 amino acids. Gene Ontology annotation, cellular component: HULC complex; nucleus. The transcript has 3 exons. Gene Ontology annotation, molecular function: metal ion binding; ubiquitin protein ligase activity. NCBI's taxonomy places the organism in Eukaryota, Heterolobosea, Eutetramitea, Acrasida, Naegleriidae.
AUGUACAAACUAAAAGAGAAGGAUAUCCGAAAACGAAAGCAAGAUGAAAUCAAUCAAGGAGGAAGUCCCAAGACAAACGGAAGCAACACUCUUCAAAUCAAUACAUCAAACCUCCAGCCACAAACACCCACAGAAACAACUCCAACCAGUACUGUAAGUGGGUCUUUCACUCCGACACUCUCCACAUUGUCAUCUUCAAUGCCUACCUUCGGCUCACCAUCCAACGAUCUUCCAAUCUCUCCUCCUACCAAAAAAACUAAAUUUUCAGAUCAGGAAAUUCAUGAUUUAAAACUUGUGAACGAGCAACGAAAGCGACUUUUAUUGAAAAAUAAGGAGCUGACAAGGUUGAACGAUCAGUAUCACAAAGAAGCUGCAGAAUCUGCAAGACAACGUGAUAUUGCUCAUUCAAACAUGGCUAGACUUUUAAGACAAUUUAAUCAUAUGAUCGAGGAUGUAACGUUACAACUCUCUAGAUUACCUGCAGUUCCAAACGGGAGGGUAGGUGAAGAUGUUUUUGCUAAAGUUUAUGACACAAGUGUGGAUGAAGAAUCUAUAAAUCAAUUGUUUGAACGGUUUAGAUCGAUACUAUCGCGAAUAGUACAUGCAAUUGAUGUUUUGAAGGAAGAAAAAUCAACCAACAAUGAAAAGCAGCUGGAAGAAGGGCUUCGAAAACUAAACUCACAGUACAGAGAAAUGAAAGAUGACUAUAACGCCUUGAAUGAACGAUUACAACAAUCUGAACAAUUAAUAACGACUCUCAAACAGCAAGUUGAAGAUAAGGAAGAAGAUUUAAAAAGCACCAAAAACAAAAUAGAGAAGCUUUCCUAUGAGAAAGAAGAAUUAUUAACAUCCACUCCUUUAGCUACCCCAAUUUCCCCUUUUACAUCUCCAACGAAAAUUUUCCCCUCAACUAGUUUUGAUAAUUUACCACAAGACGAUACUAAGCUGCUUAUUGCUCAAAGAGAGGAAGAAAUUAACGAAUACGUUCAAAGAUACAGCAGAGCCAAUGCGCUGAAUGAGGAACUCAAAGCUAAAGUUGAAGAGCUUGAAUCUAAGAUUAAAAAUUUAACAUUAGAGAUUGAUUUUUACAAGGACUCUCUCCAGAAAGAGAAGUUAAGAUUGGAAGCACAUUACGAGAAGUAUAAUGCUGAAGUAGAGAGAAACAAAUUGAAUCUCAAGAAUUUAGAAGAUACCUACAAUAGUUUCAAGGAAAAGAUGAAACAAGACUUUGUAGAAGUUAAAAACGAAAACAAACAACUCAAAGAUACCAUAGAGAAGCUUAAUAGGGAAAAAUCAGAAAAUUCUCUACUAAAACAAAACGAACAGCUUCUCCAAAAGAAGAAGGAACAAGUUGAAAAAUACAACAAGUUAAAGUAUCGAUAUGAAAAGGCUAAACAAGCUGCAGAAGAGGCCAAAGUUUAUAAACAAGAUAAGGAAGAAAUUAUUCGACAGCUGAACAUGUACAAGAAGCGAAAUGAGGAAUUGGCAAAGCAAAUUUCAUCUGAAGCAUCCAAAGAAAGCGCCUCUACUUCAGAAGGAGCUAGCAAAGAAAGCACUUCAACCUCGGAAGAAGAUCCAUCGUUUUUGAAGUCAGAAAUUAUCAAAUGGAAAGAGCAAAGUGAAAUGUUUGAGGCUUCACUGAACGACACUAUUCAAGCCUAUGAAAAGCUUCAACAAGAAAAGGAUGAAGUGACUAAAAGGGUUGACCGAGCUGAAGAGCAACGAUUAGAAUCCAUGAAAGAGAAGGCAAAAAUGGAAAAAAUCAUGGAAUCUGUCAAGGAUGAUUUGAAAAAGAUUUCAGAAACCUGUACUGAGCUUGAGCGAGCAAAGAAGCAACAGGAGGAAAGGAUUCAGUCGUUAGCCCUUGAAAAAUCAGCGCUGAGCGAGUUUAUAGAAAAACAAAAACUGGAAGAGAUUAUAUAUAGGAAAACGUUGGAUCAACAACGACAGGUUCUAGAUCAUUACAAAUUGGCAGUACCUUCUCUGCACUCCGAAAUAGAGCUUCUGAAAACCAAAAAUACACAACUGAUACAGGACUUGGAGAAGAAAGAAAAUGAAUGUAACAAACAAUCUCUUGCCAUAAAGAGGCUAAACGAAGAGAAACAACGAAAGAAAGAGGCCGAAAUCGCAAGCGCUAGUACAGAUGAUUAUUUCAAGAGAAAGAUUACUUGCACACAAUGUAAUGACAGAGAAGUGGAUCAUGUCAUUUGCAGGUGUUUCCAUACUUUUUGCAAGGAGUGUGUCAACUUGAAUAUCAAAACAAGAAACAGGAAAUGUCCAAAAUGUGGCGUUCGUUAUGAUCAAAAUGAUGUCAAACAGUUUUACCUCAAUUAA